GGCUGUGGUAACUCUGGAAGGGAAGAAUGGUGUCUCCACAGCCCGAGGCUAUGGGCAGCUGGCCAAGCCUUUCUCUAUAAAAGCAGCUGAGACUUAGCUUCACACAUCCUUCUUCUGCUCCGUCUUCCAGACCUUGUGUGAAAGGAAAUUUUUAUCGACAAUGGCAACUGAACUGGAGAAGGCCUUGAGCAACGUCAUUGAAGUCUACCACAAUUAUUCUGGUAUAAAAGGGAAUCACCAUGCCCUCUACAGGGAUGACUUCAGGAAAAUGGUCACUACUGAGUGCCCUCAGUUUGUGCAGAAUAAAAAUACCGAAAGCUUGUUCAAAGAAUUGGACGUCAAUAGUGACAACGCAAUUAACUUCGAAGAGUUCCUUGUGUUGGUGAUAAGGGUGGGCGUGGCAGCUCAUAAAGACAGCCACAAGGAGUAACAGAGCUUCUGGCCUGGGGCUGGGCCCUUGGAUAUGUCUACAGAAUAAAGUCGUCAUAUCUUAA
This is a messenger RNA of Rattus norvegicus (Norway rat), 494 nucleotides long. It is a transcript of the gene S100a8, whose product is annotated as S100 calcium binding protein A8. The record is from RefSeq and is a predicted model, not a curated record. Lineage: Eukaryota; Metazoa; Chordata; Mammalia; Rodentia; Muridae. Gene Ontology annotation, cellular component: cytoskeleton; plasma membrane; cytoplasm. Gene Ontology annotation, biological process: positive regulation of inflammatory response; positive regulation of intrinsic apoptotic signaling pathway; neutrophil chemotaxis. Gene Ontology annotation, molecular function: calcium ion binding.